Molecule: messenger RNA, 240 nt
Organism: Prunus armeniaca (apricot)
Lineage: Eukaryota; Viridiplantae; Streptophyta; Magnoliopsida; Rosales; Rosaceae
Source: the annotation of a GenBank genome assembly
AUGAGCGUGGUCUUGGAGAGCUUUGCCAGCCUCAACAACCUUGGUCUGGCCAUCCUCGUAGGCCUUCUUGGCUCACUCGGCAGCAUUGAUGGCCCGCCGCAUGCACAACCACAUGUCCAUCGAAGCCUGAAAGAUGAAAAGAAAUCAGUAUGGUGCCGAGCGUUUAAAAAAAAGAAAAAAAAGCGGAAGAAGACUUACCAAGGCCUGGAGACGGAAGGCACGCCAUGCUUCCUCCCGUAG